Molecule: messenger RNA, 1291 nt
Organism: Acanthopagrus latus (yellowfin seabream)
Lineage: Eukaryota; Metazoa; Chordata; Actinopteri; Spariformes; Sparidae
Product: histone H3
Exons: 2
Coding region: 34-585 (183 amino acids)
Cellular component (GO): nucleosome
Molecular function (GO): protein heterodimerization activity; DNA binding; structural constituent of chromatin
Source: RefSeq, a predicted model, not a curated record
UCUCCCGACUGUUGCGAGGAAGAAGAAGAAACAAUGGCAAGAACCAAGCAGACUGCUCGUAAAUCCACCGGAGGCAAAGCUCCCAGGAAGCAGCUGGCCACCAAGGCUGCCCGUAAGAGCGCCCCGGCCACCGGCGGAGUGAAGAAGCCUCACCGUUACAGGCCCGGUACCGUGGCUCUCCGAGAGAUCCGUCGCUACCAGAAAUCCACCGAGCUGCUCAUCCGCAAGCUGCCCUUCCAGCGCCUGGUCCGAGAAAUCGCUCAGGACUUCAAGACCGACCUGCGCUUCCAGAGCUCCGCUGUCAUGGCUCUGCAGGAGUCCAGCGAGGCUUACCUGGUCGGCCUCUUCGAGGACACCAACCUGUGCGCCAUCCACGCCAAGAGGGUCACCAUCAUGCCCAAAGACAUCCAGCUGGCCCGCCGCAUCCGCGGAGAGCGCAGCCCCUCACUUCUCUACACAGAGCUGCUUCCUUUGUUUCCGCCAACUCUUUCUCCAUAUUUAACAAUUUUCUCUGCUUGUCCCCUGAAUGAUAUUUACUCGAUGUUUAAAAGUUGUUCAAUUUUAGCAACCGAUUAUUAUAAUUAGAGUUCAACAUAAUUCAUACGUGGCGCAUUUAAAUCAUCAGGUUCAAAACUCAGUAGUCCUACAACAGCAUUAUCAUACCUCACGUGAAUCACGUUUCUCAACACCCUUAUUUCCUUAACCCUUUAAUCCCCCAGACGAUCUCGCUGAGGUCCGAUUUUAUGUCGCGUUUCACACGGAGUUGAUUCUCUCACACUUGAGAACUCCAACUUCUUUAAUAUAGCCUCAACUUUACCCCUUGUUGAUUACAUUGUUUUCCCCACCGCUGCUUUAAAGAGAUGCCUGGCACAAUGAACAACAUGCGUAUGUGCAAGUACACAUUUAUACUUACCCAGUUCAGUCGCAAGCAUGCAUUCAAGAAAGGAUGAUGACUAUCAUUAUUGGUAAUAAUAAACGAUUUCAAAUUUAAAAAGGUGAAUUUAGUCAGCCAUUUCGAUAUUUCAAGUGUGAGAUAUGAUUCAUGUAAAUAACAACUUGCAGUGGGCUCAAUGUAUUAUUUGGGCGUUUGAAUAUAGUUUCUUAAUUUAUCCGUUUGAAAGAAAAAAGGGUUUUUUGUUGUUUUUCUUCGUUUGGUUAAAUAUAGUUUAUGGAGGAAAUUCCGACCUCCUGCUGGAACGCAGCAUCAUUACACAAACUGUCCGCGACUCACAGCAAGAGUGGGUCCACUUGAUUACUAACCGGGCAUACCCUGGUGUUGCAUCAGCUGGGU